Molecule: messenger RNA, 736 nt
Organism: Drosophila willistoni
Lineage: Eukaryota; Metazoa; Arthropoda; Insecta; Diptera; Drosophilidae
Product: EEF1A lysine methyltransferase 2
Exons: 1
Coding region: 40-705 (221 amino acids)
Biological process (GO): peptidyl-lysine dimethylation; peptidyl-lysine monomethylation
Cellular component (GO): cytoplasm
Molecular function (GO): protein-lysine N-methyltransferase activity
Source: RefSeq, a predicted model, not a curated record
CGACAUUUGCUACGAUAACGCCAAUAUAAAAUAUAAACAAUGGACACUGAGUUAAAUGGCUCCGAACUGGGGACCAAAGAUUAUUGGGAAAAGAGCUAUACCAGAGAAAUAAAAAACUACAAAAGCCAUGGCGAUGUGGGUGAGAUUUGGUUUGACGAGGACUCGCAAAUACGGAUUGUCGAUUGGCUGAUGGAACAAGACCAAGUUGAGCAAAGUGCACGUGUUUUGGAUCUCGGAUGUGGCAAUGGAAUGUUUUUGGUGGCAUUGGCCAAUGAAGGAUAUAAGCAGCUGACUGGCGUCGACUACUCACCCAAGGCAAUUGAGCUGGCCAAGAAUAUUGCCGAGAAUCUUAAGCUGGACAUAAACUACAGCGUUGCUGAUUUGACCCAAUCGCUGGACUCGCAGGAGCAGCUGGAUCUGGGCAGUUUUCAGGUGGUGCACGAUAAGGGCACUUACGAUGCCAUUAGUUUGUGUCCCGAUAAUCCCAAAGAGAAGCGAUCGCAAUAUCUUGCAACCGUAGAGAAAUUACUUACCGACAAGGAUAGUUUGUUUAUCAUCACCUCAUGCAAUUGGACCGAGGAGGAGCUGGAGGUUAGUUUUGGCGAGAAAUUCGUUAAAUAUCAUACAAUACCAACGCCCACAUUUAAAUUUGGUGGAAAAGUGGGUAGUGUUGUUACCUCUGUAGUAUUUAAGAAAAAUAACUAAAUAUACUUACAUUUUAUAUGUGGUUUCGAAA